Messenger RNA from Pomacea canaliculata, 4516 nucleotides. RefSeq lists its product as uncharacterized. Lineage: Eukaryota; Metazoa; Mollusca; Gastropoda; Architaenioglossa; Ampullariidae. Gene Ontology annotation, cellular component: SMN complex. The transcript is spliced from 14 exons. Bases 1171 to 4308 code for a protein of 1045 amino acids. The record is from RefSeq and is a predicted model, not a curated record. Gene Ontology annotation, biological process: spliceosomal snRNP assembly; rRNA processing.
GCUGGGACUUUAAUUGCAAGCUUCAUGUCAAGCUUCCUGUUCCUACCUCUGUUUUAUGUUUUUUCUUACCACUUUCCUGUUCAAUAAUUACAUAUGAAACUGUUUUCCACAUAAUAAAUUUAGAAAGGAUUUGUAGCAGGAAUAGACAUUUUUGCUCAGAGGAUGGGUUAACCGCAGGACUCACGUUUGAGGUUUCUUUUGAUUAGGAGCAUCAUGCGAGAUUGCUGUUGUCCUGCGGGAGGGAAACGAGCAUUCCAGCGGGUUUUGCCAUUCAGUGUCUAAUUGCGGGGGAGGGGGGUAGUCUUGAAUUGUACCUGAUGGUAGUGAACAAUUGCAUUUGCAAAUGUGGCAUAUGAUUUGUUGUAGGUGUGUUCCGUUUGUGGGUGGUGAACGCUAAAAAAAAUAAAAAUAAAAAAUGGAGGGGUUGGGAGGAAAAUUCGGAUGAGUUGGCUGAGAGGUCACAGCAUGGAGUGAAUGGACUACCGAUGAUUAAAAAAAAAAAGGAUGAUUACAUUUUGAUUGAGAGGGUACAGAUGACCCGUGGUGGAAAAUAACGCCACAUAUUUCAUAGUUAACUAUUCUGGCUGCUUGCCAAGUACAAGUAGAACAGAUCCACGUAUGUGAAGUCGCUAUUUUUAAUCACAUCCACGGACAAAGUUUCACGCAUAUGUUAAACACAUUUUCUGCAUUGCACUACAUAUUGAUUUGUAUAGCGCAUACACUCGUAAGGAGAAUAUGAGACAUGGACAGCAUACAAGAGACGGAAAAAUAAAUAGUACUGACGACGCAUAAAAGACAAAUAUAGAAAAUGCAAAGAGAAACUAAGUAACAAGAACUGGGAAUUUCGCGAUGCUGCAGAGAAAGAAGGCAGCAAAAAGGGGGAGGGGGAAAAAAGGACGCACUGUGGGGGGUAUGUUAGGUGUAGUGCUCAAGGAAUAUGUACGGUCAAGUCCAGUGACACGCAGUCCCCAAACAGCAUGUAUGUACAUAAUAAAACGACUUGCAAUAUUAUAUCCAUUACGCACAUGUACCAAAGCAAUAAUCCCACGUCCUCGUCAGCCGGAGAAAAAAAAACUAGGGGAAAGAACUCUAUUCACUUUCAUCGUAUUCCGGGAGAGUAGCGUGUGCGUCUGAAGUGUUUUGCAUCUUUCGUCGAAACAAUCUUAUGAAAUGGACUAUUGUCCGGAGAUUGCAGUGCUUCACGGCGCCUUCGCACUAGCAAAAACAAAGGGCGACGAAAUCAUGUUCUGCAACCAGAAAGGCAAAAGGAGUGGUGAAGCAUAUGCCCUUAUCAAGAAUGCUCUCUGCGAAAUUAUUAGAGGUUUAGAAGGCAGUCGGCCACAACACGAGCAGCAGAAAUGGAGUAAACGUCUUCAUCUUAUACUUUUCCAAAAAACAUUUGUUUACAAGAAGGGACCUGUUGGAUCACAGGAAAAUAAUCAAAGUAGACCAGGAUCCCUGGAGUUGUUGUGUUGGCCUCUACCAGGGUUCCACCCAAGUUUGUAUUUUGAGCUUGUAGACAAUAUGAGCUGGACUGGAUUCAUAGGAGAGAUCCUUGCAGAAGCUGAGUGGAAAAUUUGCAUGGACUUUGCAACUGCCUGCUUGGACUACUGCUCAAAUGGACCAGCAUUUUCAAAUGAUUUGAACCUUUUGGCUACUAUAAUAGACUUUCUGCUAUCUUCAGUAAUAUCUGAUGUUUUACAAGCAAAGGGAAAUCAAAUGUGCUCCAUGAGUCAAACAUCAGCAGGACUGUGCUGGAAACACAAAAAUCUUGAUGAUAAGAGCUGUGCUGAGAUGAUAAGCUGUUUGAUGAAUACUCUAGAGCUCCUGCGGCAGUGGUGUUCUAAACAUCAGACUGAAAAAAAGUCAGACUUGACUGAGAGCCAACCAGUGCUUUGCAAUCGUGUAUUGCCUUGUCUCCUGCUUUUGAGUGUACUGUCACUGACACCAGACCCCUCUUCUAAAAUGGUAUCAACAGUAAACCAUCUGUUUGCUUCAGAUGAUGAAGACGACAUAGCUGUUUCGGAAGUAAAGACAUUUGAGCAGGCAGAUCCUGAUGGAACUGAGCAUUUGCCUGCAGUUUCUGUGUCUGGUACACAAGAGUUUGUGUUAACAUCCUUGCAUAAUGCAACUUGUCAGGACACUUUCAUAAAUGCUGUUCACAGACUGCUCUUGCUUUUAGAAUCAUCUCUUGGUGAUACACAGGAUUGUCUUCAUUCAGAAGAUAACGCUGAUCUUGGAAAUCAUAUCAGCUUAGAGUUAAACCUUAUGGGUUUUAAACAGCCUAUGAAAACAGCAGAAAUCAUGAAAGAACUGUGCACAUGUUUCUCUGUUUAUCUUGAUUUACCUGAAGACUCUGUAAUAAAAUUAACUUAUAAUAAGGUUAAAAAAAUUGCUGCUCAAGUUAUACAGAGGGAGAAGGAAGAGGAGAAAAAAAGGCAAAACCCUUCUCUAAAAGAGGUCAUGGAGAGAAUUCAAAAGCGGCUCCCUCGCUGGAAAGCAUGCCUAGAGUAUGGUUUGGCCAAAAGGGACUUGGAUUCUUGGUGGCUGGCAGGAUUUUUAGAUUUCCUCAGAACAGAACAAAAGCUCCUACUCAAAGAAUCUGAUGUCAUUCAUUUGAUAAGCAUCUUCUCUGAAAUCACUCAAUCUCACAUCAUUUCUGCAAAUGAAAGUGUCAAGAAAAAAUUGGCUGAGAUAACAAUGAACGUGUUCAGUAGACUUAAUCUGGCAACACAAGAGAAGAUCAUUCUUGACAAGUACCAGAAUAGGGCAUUGCCUAAUCUUCCAUUGGUGCCAUAUUUUGACCAGGCCUUGAGAGUCACAUUCAACAAACUUACUGUCAGUACAGCCCUCAAGGACUUGCAGCAGAUGGUGUGCCUAGCUCUCCAUGACCCUGCACUGUUGCUGCAGUACUCAGUACAGAUGGCUGUAGCCAGUUCUGGUCAGAUCCCAGUGGUUAUCAAGGUUUUUAGCCUGAUGCCUGCAGUGUGUAGAACUGAACACCCUGUCCAUCACAGUGACUGUUCCUUGUUAUGCCACUGUUUGCAUUCUGCCCUUGUGACCCAUGAGUUGGACAGCAGUGAGCAAAAAAAUUUCAUGGGCUUACUGGCUUCAUUGAUUCAGACUUACAAGUGUGAUGAUAAACAGCCUCCACUGCUUAUGUUAUCUGACUUUUUGACAACCUCUGUACUUCCAUUCAUCACGAUCAGAUCAACACCAUCAUGUCAUCCAGUCAGCACAGACUUUGCCUUGAGACUACUGAUUUGCUGCUUAGAUUCAGCUCUUUCUGUCAGCUUGUUGGAUUGGUUGGAAGAGAUUCAUCCAGCAACUCUGAUUAUAUGCUGUGCUGACCGUUUACAGGAGUGCGUGGAGCUUGUAACAAGGAAAAGAGACAUUAAUUAUUAUGUUAGGCUCAAGACCCUUGUGCUUACAGCUGUAGGUCUUUUAGAAAAGUGUCUCAGUGUCCCUGACUGUUCUCUUAAAGGAAACAGUUUGAGCUGGGUCAGGAAAAUGUGUUCAUCUUAUGACUGGACAGUUGUAGGUUAUUUGGGCAACAUCACUGGACCGUCUGCUGCCAGUGAAGGCAGUGAGGCAAUAUCUCAUUUAUUAGUUAAAGCUGUCUCAACCUUGUCAUCAGAAACUCUUCCUAUUUUACGUCUGACUGCCAUCAGUGAUGAGGCUGAGAAGAAAGUUGUGCAAAAGAUAUGGUGCCUCAGACCCACCAUACAGGAGAAUAUCCUGCUUGUUGGCCUGUUCCAGGUCCUUCCGAACCUUUUGGUACCUGAGAUUAAGAGAGUCGUGCGGCUGUUGUCAGCCAUCAUUGAUGCAGACUGUAGUGACAUUGGAUUCCGUUGCCUUUUUGUCAGCAACAUUCAUUUUUCUGACUUGAAUGAGGUCAAGAAGGAGCUGCUUUUAUCUCAGCUGCUAAUGGAUGCUGCAGUACUUGUUUGUCAUCAUCAUCAGGAAGCUUCUCAGCCUGUUUUCCAUCAUCUUGGUCAGCUAUUGGUGGCCGGCUUUCAGGAAGUGCUGCUGAGUGUGGACAAGCAGGAAUGCAAAGAAGAAGCCACUGCACUGGCCCAUUUUCAGAUUUUUGCCCACAUUUGUAUCCUACUGUCUUGUGCACCGGAUCUGACACAAACUCUGUUUGUUGUUCUGCUGGAUAUCUUGGCCAAGCAAACACCAGUUUCUGUGACAUGUGGGACUAAGUUGAGGAAAUACUAUGAAGCACUAUUUCUUGCUCUAAAGCUUGUACCAGAAGGUUCAAUGAAAGAAACUCUGUGCAAGAAAGUAGAACAACUCAGCAUAUGAAGAAAGAUUUAAAGUUGUUUGACUGAUAAAACAAGACAUUCAUAAUUGUCGACAUUUUUUGUGUUUUUCUUUCUCUGCAAACCAUAGAUCAUAUAAGUAUGUCCCCAUCUCAGGAAAAAAAAUAUUAUAAGGCUGUGAUUUUUUUGCUUUGCAAACCAUGGAUCAUAUAGGUAUGCCCCCAUCUCAGGAAAAAAAAAUAUUAUCAGGC